Molecule: messenger RNA, 1317 nt
Organism: Bombyx mori (domestic silkworm)
Lineage: Eukaryota; Metazoa; Arthropoda; Insecta; Lepidoptera; Bombycidae
Product: regucalcin
Exons: 6
Coding region: 191-1225 (344 amino acids)
Biological process (GO): L-ascorbic acid biosynthetic process
Molecular function (GO): calcium ion binding; gluconolactonase activity
Source: RefSeq, a predicted model, not a curated record
UUCACUUAAAUUGCCCUUUCGACUACGGAACUUGUGACUUGUGUUUAGUGAACAAAGCAAAUCUAAUUUCGUUUCUUUAAAAGUACAUACAAAUUCUAAUAAAUACUUUCCCUCUAGUGAUUGAACAAUUUAUUGAAAAUAUGCCCUAAAUAUACAACUAUUGCUGUUACCUUUGAAAUAUAAAAAAAAAAUGUACUUAUUACUUUUGAUAAUUGAAAUUAUUAUUUCCACUGCAUACAAUGUUCAAGCUACCAAUUCUCAAGAAUUGGAACCCAAUUAUAAGUUAUCAAUGGUUUCCUCGCCAGAUAAUCCUGGUCACCCUGCGAUAUUUGAGCACGCGAAGAGUCCCGUGUGGGAUCCGGAUCAACAGAACUUGUACUUUGUUGAUGUGAGCAAACGGAACGUGCAUCGACUUGACUACGUCAGCGGCAAGAUUUACGUAAAGCACAUAGGAUAUGGAGAGCUAAACGCAGUGGCGAUUGUGUCUGGAACUAGAAGGCUGCUGGUCUGUGUGCGUUCUGCGAUGUAUUUACUUGACUGGGAUGUUGCGGGCGAUGAUGACUUGCGUUUGAUCGUGACACUUGACCAGGGAUUACCGGAUAAUGUGAUUAAUGUAGGAAAACCUGACGCUGCCGGACGCUUUUGGGCAGGAACCAAAGGUCCUCAAAGCGGUGACGAAGUCGUGCCGGAUAAAGCGACUUUGUAUAGAAUUGAACAAGGAAGUAUAACACAUCCGCGCGUGCUGUUGCGGCCAGUUUCUAUCUCCAGUGGCCUCGUGUGGUCUCCCAACAAUACAGUACUUUAUUACAUCGACUCUUUAACGCUGAAGAUUGAAGCUUUUGAUUUCGAUUUGGUUACGGGAGAAAUAAGUGCGAGAAGAACUAUUAUGGAUUUUUCUAGCAAUGACUAUGACGGAGCAAUGCCUGACGGCAUGACUAUUGACAGUCAAGGACGGCUUUGGGUCGCUUUGUUAUUCGGUGGAACAGUUUUACACAUAGAUCCGGACACAAGAAAAGUAAUCUACACCUAUAAGCUACCAGUUUCCAGGAUCACCUCCGUAUGCUGGGGAGGACCAAAUCUUGACGAACUAUUCGUCACUACAGCUCAGGAGAAAGCUGAACCCAAAUCAGAACCACUUGGUGGUGCGAUAUUCACUAUACGGGAUACAGGAUAUCGAGGUCUGCCCCCUAACACCUUUCGAUUCGAUAAUGCUGACAACUAUUAAUUAAAUUAUAACCUAAAAAAAAUGUAAAUACAAAAAUUAUAUACACAGCUGUUAGUUUGUGUUUGAUAAUAAAAAUGUAAUAAAUUAUAAAA